Hyphopichia burtonii NRRL Y-1933 is the source of this 3444-nucleotide messenger RNA. RefSeq lists its product as uncharacterized. The transcript has a single exon. The coding region runs from base 1 to 3444 and encodes 1147 amino acids. Gene Ontology annotation, biological process: protein processing; protein targeting to peroxisome; protein quality control for misfolded or incompletely synthesized proteins. The record is from RefSeq and is a predicted model, not a curated record. NCBI's taxonomy places the organism in Eukaryota, Fungi, Ascomycota, Pichiomycetes, Serinales, Debaryomycetaceae. Gene Ontology annotation, cellular component: peroxisomal matrix. Gene Ontology annotation, molecular function: ATP binding; ATP hydrolysis activity; serine-type endopeptidase activity.
AUGGGUAAGUUUAAAAACUCUCCUAGUUCUUAUAAGCAGCAAAUCGCCUUGCCUAAUUAUAGAUUAGAUUCAAAUUUGGUUUUAUUACCGGGGAUCAUCUAUAAUGUGACUUUCAGUCGAUUUAAAACUGCCGCUUUAUUAUCAAGAUUUAAGAAGCAAGUUGGUCAUGUGCCUUUAAUUGAAAAUUUGUUAAAUGAAUAUGAUUUUGCUGGUGAAGAAAGCAGUAGUGAAUCUUCCUUAUCAGAUGAGUUGCCAGGAGUUUUAUCAGAUGAAUCGAUAAAGGGUAUUAAACAGUUUUAUGAGUACGAGCAAUCUUACAAGUCUAAUCAAUCUCCUAGGAAGCUGAAUGAUGAACCCCAAAGUGAGUUUGAUUGGUUGGUUUUGGCAAUUUCUCCUAAUUUGAAUAAAAUAAAAGACCCAAAUGGCUUCGAUUUGUCUGAAGAAUAUAACGAUAUCGUUACUGUUGUUCGAAUUGUCGGCAUUGUUGACGAUACAACAAAUAUUAAAAUUACGCUCCAAGCUUUAACUAGGGGUCGUAAAAUUACCAAGACCAGUCAGAAGAUUAAGCCUAAUGAAGUUAGUCUUGAUAUCGAUUGGAAUGGAACCAUUGAAAAUAUCAGUACAAAGUAUACCGAAUUGACCAAUAAUAUCAAGCAGCUUUUCAAGUCUAUUGAUUCAUUCAUUGUGGAUUAUAGGAAGGCCUUGAAUAUAGCAUCCAAUAAUAAUGCUAAAAACCCAAAAGCUAAAGAAAAAGAUUUACUCACUUUGAACCCUUUGGCAAAUGCUUUAUAUCUACAAUUGGCUGGCUCGAAAGACUUCACAAAGGCUUAUAUUAGCUUGCAAAAAUUGAUUGGCAAUUUCAGUAUUGGGGCAAAAAAUGAUAUUAGUCUUGAUAAUAAAAAUUUUGCAAGAAUUAUUGAUUUGAUUAGUGCUAUAAUCCCUUUUCCUAAUCAUGAGAAACUAAAAGUUUUGAAUCAAACUGAAAUUAAUGAUCGGGUCAAUCAUGUCAAUACCAUGAUGGGUAAAUUAGUAGCUGUAUUCGACAGUUUGAAAGAUAAUACAGACGUUAUUAAUCAUUGGUUUUACAAUGAGGCUACAAAUAUUCAAAGAGCUAAUGUUGUUGCUAACCAGUUGAAAUCUAUUAGAUUGGUUUUGGAAGGUAUCACUAACCAAUCAAAGACGAAUUCAACUAGUUUUAAUAACAACAGUAGUAACAAUAAUAACAAGAAAUUAAUUCGUCGUAAAAACAAUAAUGCUUCUGCUAAAGAUGCAAACAAUGAAGACGAUAAUAAUGACAAUUUCGAUGAUGAUGAUGAAUCAGGGGAUGAUGAAUUGAAAUUAAUCACCAAUUUCAUUAAGCACAAAUUGCCUCAUAUUGCAACCCUAGAUGAGGAUAGCAAAAGAUUAAUUAUUAAAGAUUAUAAAAGGGUAAAAAAUAGUCCACCAGGUAAUAGUGAUUUCCAUGUAUUAAGAAAUUAUUUGGAAAUCGUAUCUGAUUUACCUUGGGAUAAGUUUAUAGGGAAAUUUGAUAGCAAUAAAGAUAUUGAUAUUAAGUUUGCUAAAGAACAAUUGGAUAAAGAUCAUUAUGGCUUAGAGCAUGUCAAAUCAAGAUUGAUUCAAUAUUUGGUUGUCUUGAAAUUAUUGGGAAUUAAUGCCGAUAUUGAAUAUGAAAAUCAGCAAAAGAGUAUCAAGAGUUCAAAUGAUAAAAAACAACAAUUAGAAAAAGAAGAAAUCGAACGUAAAAAGUUUAUGAAUGAAAAGUAUUCGAAUGAAUCAAUAAUUAUUCCAAAUAAUGAUGAAACUUCGGUUGCUCAUCGUCAAGCUAAUAAUGAGAACAAACGUCUGAAGGACUUGACUAAUGAAGUUAUUAAAAGAAAACAAGAAAAGCAAGAAAACAUGAAAAGACAAAUAAUUUCGAAGCUGAACCGUAGUCCAAUAAUAAUGUUGGCUGGUCCACCGGGAGUUGGUAAGACUUCAUUAGCCAAAUCGAUUGCAAAUGUUUUAGGACGCCAAUUUCAAAGAGUUUCCUUGGGUGGUAUUAAGGAUGAGCUGGAAAUUAGAGGACAUCGCCGUACGUAUGUUGGGGCAAUGCCUGGGGUAAUUGUUCAAAGUUUAAGAAAAUCCAGAAGUAUGAAUCCCGUUAUUUUACUCGAUGAGAUUGAUAAAGUAGUUGGAGGGGGACCUGGAGCUGGAGGAAGUAAAGUUAAUGGUGAUCCAGCAGCAGCCUUAUUAGAAGUUUUGGAUCCAGAACAAAAUGGUAAUUUUACCGAUCAUUAUUUAGGAUUCCCAGUUGAUUUAUCACAAGUGAUGUUUAUUUGUACUGCCAAUGAACCACAUAAUUUGAGUAGACCAUUGCUUGAUAGAUUAGAAAUGAUUGAGCUUGGAGCUUAUGAUUACAGUGAGAAGUUAAUGAUUGGAUCGAGGUAUUUGUUACCUAGACAAAUGAAGAGAAAUGGAUUAAUUAAUGAAGCUUCACGGAUUGAAAUACCUAAUAAAGUUAUGAAACAAAUUAUAUUAGAGUACACUCGAGAGGCUGGGGUUCGUAAUUUUGAAAGAAACCUUGGAACCAUUUGUCGCCAUAAAGCCGUCGAAUACGCAGAAAGUUUAACUAACGACCAUGAAUAUAAUGGGCUCAUCGAUGAAUAUGAUUUGAGUAAGUAUUUGGGUAUUCCAUACCCUAAAAUGAGUGAAAUUUAUGAAGCACCGGUUGGAACUUAUAAAUACGGAGUUGUUAAUGGAUUAUCAUACAACAGUGAUGGAUCAGGAUCAGUUCUUUUAUUUGAAAGUAUUGGAAUUAAUAAGAAUAAUACCGAAGGUCCAUGGUUGAAUAUGACUGGUAGGUUAGGAGAAGUUUUAAUGGAGAGUGGGAAAAUUGGAUUAACUUUUAUUAAACUGAUCAUUUAUAAGAAUUUGUUAAAUUUAACCAAUGAUGAACAUGAAUUAGAAGAUAUAAUUAACCGGAUGCAAAGUUUAGAUAUUCAUAUGCAUGUUCCUAGUGGUAGUAUUGAAAAAGAUGGGCCAAGUGCCGGAAUCACCAUGGCAUUGCUGUUUUUGUCAUUAAUAUUAGAAAAACCAGUAGAGUCUAAUUUUGCAAUGACUGGAGAAAUCACAUUAAGAGGGUUGGUAUUACCAAUUGGAGGAUUGAAAGAGAAGAUGUUGGGAGCAAGUUUAAGCGGAAUUAAAAAGAUGAUUGUACCAAGAGAAAACCGUAAAGAUAUUAUUAAAGAGUAUAUUAAGAGUAUUAAUCAACCGGAGAAAUUGAAUGAGUUGUUAAAGGACGAUUAUAAAGACGGAAGAUUAAGUGAAGUCGAAGAGUACGUCAUGAACAAGUAUGGCAUUGAAGUUGUCUACGCUAAAGAUUUCUGGGACGUAAUUAAAGGUGUCUGGGGAGACUUAUUAUUGGUUAAAGUCGACCAACGUAAAAUGACUGAAUACCAUUUAUGA